Molecule: messenger RNA, 2465 nt
Organism: Triticum aestivum (bread wheat)
Lineage: Eukaryota; Viridiplantae; Streptophyta; Magnoliopsida; Poales; Poaceae
Product: subtilisin-like protease
Exons: 1
Coding region: 71-2320 (749 amino acids)
Biological process (GO): proteolysis
Molecular function (GO): serine-type endopeptidase activity
Source: RefSeq, a predicted model, not a curated record
CGUGACUGGACACUAGCACGUACGUAGUAUAUAUGCUCCCACACGAAGAACAUCUCAAGCAAGAAAAGCCAUGGAAACCACAAGGCUAUCCUUGCUCUCUCUUCUUUCUUUCCUUCUCGUCGCGAUCGCUGCCGAGGCAACCGGCGGCGAGCUCAGCACGUUCAUCGUCCACGUGCACGCAGAGGAGAACCGCGUGUUCGGCACCGCGGACGACCGGAAGGCGUGGUACCACUCGUUCCUCCCCGACCAUGGCCGGCUCGUCCACGCGUACCACCACGUCGCCAGCGGGUUCGCGGCCCGGCUGACGCGCAGCGAGCUCGAGGCGAUGUCCGCCAUGCCUGGGUUCCUCAGCGCGACUCCCGACCAGACGUACACGACGCUGACGACGCACACGCCCAAGUUCCUUGGGCUGAACGUGGAGCAGGGGCGGCGGAGGUACACGUCGGAUUUCGGCGCCGGCGUCAUCGUAGGCGUGAUCGACAGCGGCAUCUUCCCCGACCACCCGUCGUUCAGCGACGAUGGCAUGCCGCCACCACCGGCCAAGUGGAAGGGGCGCUGCGACUUCAACCGCACCUCGUGCAACAACAAGCUCAUCGGCGCGCGCAACUUCGUCUCCACCCUCAACGACCCGAACGACACUUCCGCGCGGGUGCCGCCGAUCGAUGACUUUGGGCACGGCACUCACACCGCGAGCACCGCGGCGGGAGCGGUAGUGCCGGGCGCUAACGUGCUUGGCCACGCGUUGGGCACCGCCGCCGGGAUGGCGGCCCGCGCGCACAUCGCCAUGUACAAGGUGUGCGACCUGAACGGAGGGUGCGAGACGUCCGACAUGCUGGCCGGUGUCGACGCGGCCGUGGGCGACGGCUGCGACGUCAUCUCCAUGUCUCUCGCCGGGCCGUCCGUGGCCUUUCACCUAGAUCCUAUGGCCAUCGGGACGUUCGGCGCCAUCGAGAAGGGCAUUUUUGUGAGCAUGGCUGCUGGCAACUCCGGCCCGGGAGAGAGCACCGUGAAAAACGAGGCUCCAUGGAUGCUCACCGUCGCCGCGAGUACCAUGGACCGCUCCAUCCGUUCGAUCGUGCAGCUGGGGAAUGGCGCGUAUUUCCAGGGCGAGUCACUCUAUCAGCCAAACGCCGGUGUGCCCGGUGCCUUCUACCCGUUGGUGUCCGCCGGCGCGAGCGGGAAGCCACUCGCCGAGUUCUGUGGGAACGGCUCGCUGGACGGCGUCGACGUCAAGGGCAAGAUAGUGCUUUGUGAACUCACGAGAAACAUCACGGCGAUGAACCAAGGUCAGGUAGUGCUGAGUGCUGGCGGCCUCGGCAUGAUCUUGGCCAACCAGUUUGCCCAAGGCUACGACACAUUAGCCGAUGAGAACGUCCUGCCGUCGUCGAGCGUCGACUACCUCGCGAGCGCAGCCAUCAAAUUGUAUCUCAGCUCAACGGCGAACCCGGUGGCGCAUAUCGGCUUCAGGGGUACGGUACUCGGCACGUCACCUACUCCGUCGAUCGUUUACUUCUCAUCUCGUGGGCCUAGCCGUCAGGGCACCGGCGUUCUUAAGCCCGACAUCACGGGCCCUGGGGUGAACGUACUCGCCGCAUGGCCGUUUCAGGUCGGGCCACCGUCAGCACCAGUUCUUCCCGGGCCGACCUUCAACAUCAUCUCCGGCACGUCCAUGUCGACCCCGCACCUCGCCGGCAUUGCGGCGCUGAUCAAGAGCAAGCACCCGGACUGGUCGCCGGCGGCGAUCAAGUCGGCCAUGAUGACGACAGCCGACAUCACCGACCGCUCCGGCAAUCCCAUACUCAACGAGCAGCGCGUGGCGGCCAACCUCUUCGCCACCGGCGCCGGACACGUAAACCCAAUGAAGGCCGCUGACCCUGGUCUAGUCUACGACAUCACCCCCCAGGAUUACAUCGGCUACCUCUGCAGCAUGUACACGAGCCAACAAGUGUCGGUGAUCGCGCGCCGGCCGAUCGACUGCUUGACCACCGUAGUGAUCAGCGACCGCCUACUGAAUUACCCGUCGAUCUCGGUCGCUUUCCCAGCGUCUUGGAAUUCAACGGCCCCUAUAGUCGUGAGGCGCAAGGUGAAGAACGUCGGGGAGGUGCCUUCGGUAUACUAUGCGGCGAUCGACAUGCCGAGCAGCACCGUAAGCGUGGACGUAUAUCCGAGGGAGCUGGAGUUCAUCGAAGCGAACCAGGAGGUGAUCUUUUCGGUAUACGUGUGGCCAAGGCAGAGUGGUGCAAUGGUGGUGCAGGGUGCUCUACGGUGGGUAUCCGAGAAGCACACCGUGCGGAGCCCAAUAUCCGUCACCUUUGCUUGAUCACAGACUUGAUUUCUCACACGAUAGGUCGACAUGGCUCAAGUAUGUUUAUGUCUUUCGCACUUCUUGCUGAUUGUUAGUUUGUCUCGACUUAAUUUCCAAUGAUUCAAUUGCUUAAGAAAGGAUGAUUUUUUUUCUUGAAAAA